AUGGCUGUUCAAACUAACUGGCAAGUAACAAGAUCCACCGUCAGAGAGAGAACCAAAUUUAUGUUCAAUAAUGAACGCUUGAGCGAUGUGAAGUUUAGUGUUCGAGGAAGCGACGGCGAAAGUGAAACUGAUCGUUUGAUCACUGCUCACAAGUUUGUGCUUUCCAUUGGCAGUCCUGUGUUUGAAGCCAUGUUUUAUGGUGAGCUAGCGGAAACUAAAGACACUAUUCAACUACCUGACUGUGAUUACGAGAGUUUGUUGGAGUUGUUUCGUUACCUGUACAGCGAUGAAGUAAACUUAAGCGGAAGUAAUGUACUGGGAGUACUCUAUUUGGCCAAGAAGUACAUGGUUCCUUCGCUUGCUGAAAAAUGCAAGGAUUAUCUCCAAGAUAAAUUGGAUCCUUCGAACGUUUUCACCAUCUUGCCAACUGCCCUGAAAUAUGAAGAGAAGAACCUGGUUGAUCUAUGUUGGAAAGUAAUCGAAAGUCAGACUGAACAGGCUUUGAAAGCAGAUGGAUUUGAGACGAUUGAGAAGACCUUGCUUGAAGCUUUGGUCCAACGAGAAAAGCUGCAGAUCAGAGAAGCCGAGCUGUUUAAAGCUUGUGAUCGAUGGGCGAUCAAUCAAUGCAGAAAGCAGGGCUUAGCAACUGACGGUGAACUAAAAAGAAGAAUUCUUGGCGAGGAAAUUAUUAAAGCAAUACGCUAUGCAGUGAUGAAGCAAGAGGAGUUUGCUGGUGUCGUUCUUGAUGCAAAGAUUCUUACUCCGGAUGAAAUUGUCACUUUUUUUAAGUUUUUUAGUUCACAAGAGAUCUCUCCGCCCUUAGGGUUCUCGGAGACUCGAAGACGCUCAUGUCUUCACCGUUGUGGAAGGUUUACCCUGAUGCAAAGAUGUUCUUGGGAUUGUGACGGAUUCAAUAGGGAUGUUAUUGAAUUUCAAGUGGACAAAGACAUAAUUCUAAAUGGAGUGCGGUUAUUUGGCAGUGAGAGCAACUUAUACAACUUAGAUACAUUAGAGUUAUACCAAGGCAACCCAUAUUUGUCUGUAUCACCGGUACCUUUGGUGAAAUUGGAAAGUUCAACAUAUCCUUCAAAGCUAUUAGAAUCAUGCCAAAAUUUAAGCUACCAUGGAUUUGAAGUUCUUUUUAACUCUAAACCUUCCUUGAAAAAGAACACUCUGUACUAUAUUAAGGUCAUAAUGUCUGGACCGAAAUCUGCAAGCGGAUGUGAAGGCUUAGCAAGUGUGAAAAUAGCUGGUGUGACAUUUACAUUUUCAAGUCCUUACCCCUAUCUUCCAAUAGACAGAGAUUGUGUGAAGCAAGGCCAAUUUGCUGAAUUCCUGUUCUCUUUACCCAACUGAGAGUCUUGUUUUUCAACCAAUCCAUACUCCAUUAUAACAUUCUGUGCAACCAUAACCUGCGUUACAGCCGGCCCACGCAUCAGUUGUCUUGACUACUAGUCAGUGACAGUGUCUGUAACCUUGGUCCAAGAGAGGGAGAGAGUGAGGGAGAGAUCUAACCCUGCAUUCCUCUUCAAACGCAUACUUAAUUUCUGAUUCCAAGGAUAUCCACCUUUAACACAGGGUGGUUAGACAAGGACAGGUGAUCAACUUCUGCCAUAAUAUCGAAACUAGCGGGUGAGAAUUACUAGUAAAACAAGAUGGACGAUUUUCCAUUAUUGUAUACCUGCAAACUGUGUGGACCCGUGUGUGCUCAACUUGUAAGCAAAGCUAAAUAAAGAGUAGACUAGGUUUUAAAGCUGCAAGAAUUCAAAGGAGAAAAAUGAGCUUCCACAAUUUAAGAUGGAAGUGCAGUGACCUUGGAUGACUUUUAUAGAUCUUUUUGCUAGAAUUGUCAGAAUUAAAUGCUUCAGAUUUUUUGUUCAGCCUAAAGGUACCGUAUUGUUUUGUAGACAAUACUUUGAUUUAGUUGUGCAGUACAAGAAAGGAUAUUGAUGCGCCUUGCUGGGGGAAUGCGGGACCCAUGACCAACUUGUCAAUUUAAGUACAGUGUUUAAUAUAACAAGAUUAUUUCUUUCCCUUGCUAACUUUGAAACUUGCAAGGUUAAACCCCAUGUUACUGUUCAAAUGAACCACUUUGGUAGAACUUUAGCAUAGAACCACUCAUUCCUCAGGAUUUUACCAAAAAAAUGUUGUCGUUGUUGUUGUUGUUAUUGUUAACUUUUUCAACAGGGAGCCCAAAAGUGCGACCACUUUUGAUUUAUUCACAUUCUUUUGUUCAGAUUUAAGGUGGCUUGAUAUAGUUUUUUAAGGUCAAUACCUCCCAAGUUUGAGCGUAAACUACGUCGCCAUGAACAAAGAUUUAGAAAAAUUGACACCACAGCUGUAUUAGAUAAAGAAGAAAAUUGGUUAUGAUCAGGGUUGCAAUGACAUUGGAGUUGUCGUUGACUGUUGACUGGCAGUAUAAAAUGUAUCAACUUGUUAAAUACUUAGCCCUGUCACUUGGGGCAUUCUUAGAAAAGAAAGGGUUAAAUUAGGAAGGUUUUGUAAAUCUGGCUCCUUGAUGAUAUAACUAACCAUUUUUUGUAUUCAUUUCGUUAUAAUUUCUCUGUAAAAUGUACAGGCCGGUUCUGAAAUAUUAUUAAUGAGCAGGCAAUUUUUCAGUUACUUUAAUUACAGUAUGAUUAGUCAAGCACUUUGUAACCAGACAGUUUCAAAAGAACUUUCUUGAUGAUGAUUGAUGGCGGGCUCUUAGGACUAAUAAAUGACUGAUCACCUUAGAGCUGACUUCAUUAAUAAAGUUUACAGUUGUUUCAUUUGGUAGAGUAUCAUCAGACCCUUCAGAUACACCAUAAUGGUCACUUAUUUCAAUUCUGAAAUAAUGGGUGAAAGAAACUUUGUAAAAAUUGCGUUAGCCAACAGGGGUGGAACCCUUGCUCAUAUAUAUGUCAAGUUAAUUAGAUAUAUCUGCUUUUUAAAAAAAAUAAAUAAAAUAGGUUCAUAGGUUCAUUUUACCAAAAAAAUUAUGGGAAAAAACAUUUGAGGCUAGUUGAGGCUGCAUCAGGUGCCUACCGGCAGAGCUAAAAUACACUUUUCCACUGGUCAGAGUACAGGUCACCACGAUACAGAUAAAUGAACAUCUAAAAAAAUAGUGCCAGAGAAGAAAAGAUAAACAUUAAACCUUCUAAAACAAAGGAAGAGAUGAAAUUUGUAUUCGAUGCUACUAAUAAAGAAUAAAAACAACGUAAAAAAAAUUGUUUUAUAGCGAUUUUACUUUCAGCUGCCUUUGUAAUGCAUCAUGGGUAAUCCAAGAUGGCGGAUAAUCUCUCAGGUAAGUUGUUGGUCAGGUUUUCUGGCUCUUUAUUAGGAAUAUCCUUUAUUUCGAUGUACAAUAGAGCAAUUUACAACAUAAUAAUUGUAUCUGAAAUACAAUUAGACAAAAUUAAACAAUUUUUGCAGCAGUGUUCGGUAAAAAGUAUGCAAAAACUUACCAACCUUCGAGGUGUGAACUAGAUUUCAAAACUCUAGUUAUAAGUCGAACUUGACUUUUCAUUUACCGAUUUCUAUCAUUGUAAAAACAUUAUAAAUAACAAAUUAUUGGAUAAACUUAACCGGAGGUGUAUGAAAGAGAAGCUGGCUAAUGCUAUGAGGGUUUUAGAAGAAAUGCUUGAGAUUUGUUUAAGUUCCAGACAGUGAAAUGUUGAUAUUUUUUUUUCUUUUACUGGCCUACUUUCACGAAAGUCUUCACAAAUAUAGCCUUGUUAUCUUAAUGUUUUAGAAAAUAAGCUUAAGAGGAUUAUCAGUAUAGAAUCAGAUGGACCCCAUAAGAAACGUCUUUGUCUGGAAAUGAGAAAUGACUGUUUAAUACUCCCAUUGUACCAAAGAUUCUGGUGACCUAUCAUCAGUGCAAGACUUGCAGUCAUGGCAAACGCUUGUAAGGGCCGCCGAAAUUCGGCAGUACGCACCAAUUUUAGAUCUCGCCAAAACAGUGGUUGGAGAAGAACUUCCAACCAUUACAUACCACCGUAAAUACCGCAGUACUUUUACUAUGAAAAGAGAUCUUGACAACAUUACGGUAAAGAGAGAAUUCAAUGCAACGAGCCAGAAUUAUCAGAAAGAAGAUCGUCUAUUCGGGAACCCCCAACAAAAAGCACAACGUAUAAACGAGUUUGCAUUUUCUGUGACAAAGUUAGUAAGUACGCUAAAGGCAAAGAUGUGCGGGAAAAACUGAUACAGUGCAUUGAUCUGCGUGCAGACGAAAAUAUUAAAAAGACUGCGUUGGCAAAGAAUGAUAGCAAGUUAUUAGCUAUUGUGUCACGAGAUUUGGUAGCAGCUGAGGCAUGCUAUCACGGAACUUGCUACAGAGAAUACACCCGGCCAAAACAAGAAACAGGCACCUCCUCGACUUUAUCAUUUACAUCUCAGGAUGAUGAAUAUGCUUGCACUGAGUCAGCAGCGUAUGAGAAGCUUUUCGAUUACGUCAGGAAUAACGUACUGGUGACGCCUAAUCUAAUAAGGCUCACUGAUCUUACUCAAACGAUGAUCUCCUACAUGAAAGAUCUGGGCAUUAAGGAAACUAAAGAGUCCUCCAAGACACAUCUUCGCAGGAAACUUGAGGCAGAGUUUGGCAGUUUAUUACAGUUUGGAGACCUGCUUGGUAACAACAGUGUGUUUAUUAUCCCUGCCAACUUGUCACGACUUCAGUUGGCUAAAGAAGUAGCGCGAUUACAGCAACUGCAGUGCGAAGGUCAAGCAUCAUUAAUGGAUGACAUCCGACGAGUUGCUCUAGAAGUUCGGAAAGCCAUAUGUUGCAAAGAAAACGAGAUGUCGUGGCCUCCUAAGCCUUCCCAGCUCACUGAAGAGGAAAUAAAUCUCCCUGAUGAAGUCAGAGUGUUUCUAGCUACCUUGUUAACAGGAAAUUCAAAGUAUCCAGAAGAACCGUACUCAUCAAAAGUCCAGCGGCUUGUCAACUCGUUUGGGCAGGACAUGGUAUUUGGAGUGACUGGCGGUCCGAAAGAAACCUCCAAAACAGAUAUUACUUCCCUAUGCUGUCAAGACCUUGACAAAUAACGUAGAACUAAUUCAGAUCUUGAAUCGAUGUGGACAUGGGGUAGCCUACUCACAAAUCGAAGAAUUGAACACAGCGUUGGGUCUUCAGAAAAUGGCAGUGACCCGGAAAAUGCCGUCCCGCUUCCUGACAACAUCAAGCCUUACAUCAGUACAUUGCUUGCCUAGGAUAACAUCGACAGAUUAGAGGAAACACUCUCAGGUGGGGGGACGUCGCAUAGAGUGAAUGGCAUCGCAAUACAAGCUCGACAUCUUGGUCCCGAUCUUCCUCCAGCCCAGGUGACCCCUGUAAUAACGAAGUCCAAACAAAGAAGCCUUGAAGUAGUAAGCGAAUGCGAUCUUCCCAUCUAUAAUGCAGGAGAGCGCUGUGGUCCCCCUCCAAGAUCCUAUGUUGAAGUAUCCUCAACAGAGAUACAAAGAAAUGCUUGGAAGAAGAAUCUCUUGUCGAUUCCUGUUCGGCUCCAUGCUGCCGAAAAGCAGAACGUUUGUGGGUGGACAGGGUUUAAUAUCUUAGUGCGGGAUGAGAUCGAAGUGAGGAAAGAUAACAUACGAUAUUUGCCAACUAUCGAUGCACCUGCGACGAACAUGUCAACAGUAUUCGAGAUUUUGAAUCAGUCAUUAAAGAUCAAGGAAACCCUCAAGCUUCAAGCUAUAGUUGUUGUGUUCGACCAAGCGUUAUAUGGUAAGGCCACCGAGAUAAAAUGGAAGCACACUGAGAGGUUUCAGAGUAUAGUUUUAAGAAUGGGAGUAUUUCACACCAUAUGUACGUUCCUGGGAAUAAUUGGAAAGAGAUUUCAGGAUGCUGGGUUGAAAGACAUUUGCAUAGAAUCCGGAGUCAUCACCGAGGGUUCCGUGUGUGGAGUUUUAGAAGGCCGGAGAUAUAACAGAGCUGUGAGGUUCCAUAAACUCAUGUACGAAGCCUUUAUGCGAAUGGCAUGGACGGGAUUUGAGAAUUGGUUGACAGAAAAUCAACAAAGUAAGAAGAGAGCGGUAUAUGACGCCGUUAAUGGACUUGCGAGUUUGUAUGACAAGAUUUGUGACACCGAGUUCCAAGACAAACUUAAAAGUCAAUCUUUCGUCGUGUUAACUGACCUUUACGACCAGUACAUGGACUAUCUUCGGUACAAGAACGGAAAUUUAUCACAGUUCUGGGUUUCCUACCUGGACAUGAUGGAGAUAUUGCUGGGACUACAAAGAGCGUCAAGAGAGGGUGAUUGGAAGCUCCAUUUGUCAUGCGUAAGGAACAUGGUACCGUGGUGUUUCGCAUAUGACAAUAUUAACUAUGCCAGAUAUUUCUUAGCAAAUGUGUUUGUAUGUGUACAAAGCUAAUAAGAAAUGAAUAGUUUGGAAAUCGUAGGUUCAAAGAAGUUAUGUCACAAUGGUUUUGUAUUACUUUACACCCCUAAGAACAAAUUAGAAUCGCAGAAAACCCUAAAGUAACGGUUCAGUUCUAUCGGCUAAAAUUACUCUACUUGCAUACCUCGACUGCAAGCCUAUGUCUUCGGCUCUAUUGUUCUCUCCUUGAUAAAAUCAUUCAAUAUCUCUUUUUUGAGUUUUAAGAAUGACAAGAUUUGAUGGACCACAGUUAAAAUUUCGGCUCAGCUUUGACCAAACACCUGUGGAACCAUGACAUGGCUCCUAUAAGAAUUCGAUACCUGGCACACUUCCAUUGAUUUAUUGCCCUAGCUGCCGAAUUAUAUGUUCAUCAGAAACGAUAAAACAAAACGCAGAUACUUAAAAUAAUUGCAUUUUAUUACAGGUAUCUUUCGUCGUAUUUGUCAGACAUGGCGCAUCUCGAAAACGACCAUCCCAGUGUUCUCGAGUAUUUGGAGUCAGGUGGAUUUGCCGUGCAGAUAGGAGAAAGUAACCCUUUCGGAAAAAUACCUGUGGAUCAAGCUUGCGAAGAAACCGUCGACAGAGACACGAAAACUCCGGGAGGUACAAAAGGAUUCAGUCUAAAACCCCAGGCUGUGAGCAAGUAUUACUUAGUAGCUGAGUAUAGAAGCAUUUUUAUGCGCAACUUAAAGGACAUGCUUCAACUAAAUACAUCAAGCUGUCUACACAAUGACCUCCAGAAGACCAGGAUCUCCAGAGACGAAAGUGAUGUGAAGUCAUUGCUAUCAAUAUUGGAUAGUUGGAUAAAUCCAUUUGCAAUCGAAAAACAAGAUCUUGUUUGUUUAUCCACCGGAUGGCAACCGAACAAAUCGAAAAAGAUCUUCUCGAGGCUCACGAUAUUGGUGAGAGAGCUUACCGCUGCUUCAGUCAACAGAGACUAGAAUCGAAUCCAGCAAAGGAGAAGUUUUUCGACGCAAUGAAAAAGGUAAAUCUCAAGACCUUCGCUCACCUAAGCAAGAAAAUGGUAGUCCAAAAGGGAACUGCAAACGAAAUCAUAGUGAGAGCGGACAGAAGAUUGUUUGCACAGAUGAUCGUAAUAGCUGAAACAAGAAAGCUUACUAUGAGUUCAGUGCUGUCUCAUCCUCUGGGGCCUCUUCCCUGGGCACUAGCCUCUCCUGAUGGUUCCUUAAGAAAAACUAACAAGAGUACAUUAGCAAAGGAACUCCAUAAAGAUAUACCAUCGGUUGAAGCCAUCCCAAACCCAUCUGCGUGCAUCAUUGAUGGCAUGUCCAUGGUCCAAAGGCUCAAAGGAGACCAUAAGACAUUUGCUGAAAAUGGUUGAUGUUUUGAUGUCUAUGAUCCUGCGAGAAGGUGCAACGAGUAAGCGUAUUGACGUCGUCUUCGAUGUUUAUAGAGAAACGUCGAUAAAGAACACACAGAGAGAGAAGAGAGGGUGAUACACGGGAAUCGAGUACAGAAAUAUACAGCCAGAUCACAGAAUACAACAAUGGAGGAAGUUCUUAUUGAACCCUCAGAACAAGAAGCAGUUGAUUAGAGUUGUCACUAAAGAAUGGCAGAAAGAGAGGUUCAGGCAAAGACUAACAGGGAAACACCUUUUCACGACGACCGAGGAAAGUUGUGUUGAGAUUUCAGCAGAUAAUUUCAGACCAAGAGAAUAGCUGACGUCAACUCAAGAGGGAGCAGACACUAGACUUCUUCUUCACGCAUCUCAUGCAGCAAGGAAUGGUUUCAAGGCUAUUGUUAUAUCAUCAGAAGAUACCGAUGUACUUGUAUUUUGCCUGGCAUUUAAGGACUUUGUUCCAGCUACCAUGUAUUUGAAAUGCAGUACACAGACUCGAACAAGGUUUGUCAGCAUUACAAAUGUCUUCGAACGUCAUGGUUCUAGGAUUUGCAAAUGUCUUCCUAAUGUCUGCAUGCUUUCACUGGAUGUGAUAGUGUCAGCGCAUUUUCUGGAAAAGGAAAACUGACGGCGUUAAAGUUAGUAAAGCGACGUCCUGCAUACCAAGAGUUAUUCCAACAGCUUGGCGUGGAAUGGGAAUUAUAGAAUGAGCUAUUUGUGCGUCUCCAAGAGUUCACGUGCCUGAUGUACUCUUCAAAUCCUGGAACUAAGGAUGUUAACGUGUUGCGUUACCGUCCCUUCUGCGCUAGGAAAGGAGAGUUAGAGUCACACCAGCUUCCUCCAUGCCAGGACACGUUACGAAAGUAUUGUGAGAGAGCAAACUAUCAGUCAGCAAUAUGGCGCAGGAGUCUUAAAAGUUCACCCCAAAUCCCCUCGCCCAUUGGUUCUGGAUGGUGUCUAAAGGAUGGUAAGUUGACUAUUGACUGGAUGAGUGGGGAACCGGCACCCAAGGCUGUGCUUGAGCUCCGAUCCUGCUAGUGUAAGAGAGUCUGCCAGUUGCCAAGCUGUACCUGUCUCGCUAACGGAUUGCAUUGUAAUGACAUGUGUCGGUUACAGGAGUGUACAAACCAGCCCGAGGAAGCUGCAGAGGAUUUAACUACAGAUGACUCUGUUAUUGAAUGUGAAGAUGAUUAAGCUGUAGUACUCUAAAGGUUCUCGCGGUGCCUUGAUAUAAUCUCUUAGUGUUGUAGGGUAGUGGACAAAGCUAUUUGCAAAAUAACAGACAGGAAAGUAAAAAUGGUCAUAAGGUGUUGAGGUUUUUAGCAAUGUUACUGCGUGUCACUAAAUAAACGAAAGCUCAAGCUCUAGUCUGAUGCCCUUGUAAUAUCUAUUUCGAUGGAAAUGUGACUAAAACGUUGAUUAUAUAACGCAAAUAUUCGAUGUAAAGUGUACAUUGACAAAUUAAAGCAAGUAUCUGACGAGUUUCCCUGAGGGAGUUCAACAUUCCUACGUAUGAAAACACUUUUAGCCCAUGUGAUUGUUGCUAUGGCAACCAAGGUAUAUCAUUUCUCGUUAAUUUUCUAAGUCAAAUGUUAUUAUAAUGUAAUUUUCCAAUUAAAUCAACAGUAGAGCACAUAAUAUGCAUGAAACCACUCUGUUCUCAUCAACCACUUUUAGAUAGUUAGCUCAUAUUUUGUCAGUGAUUACGUCAGUUAAUCACGUGAUUUUGAUAUUUAAGCUGGCCAUAUAUCAUUGCUAUCAUACAUCAAACUAAAGUAAAGGAAUUGAGGUUCAAGAAAAUGUAUGAUAGCACUGCUCCCAUUAAGUGGUAAGAAAUUCCAAAUUUUUAGGUCUUGGCCCAUGGACUAUUAUUGCAAAACAGUUGUGUUCGGCAAGCGUUCAGGAUUGCAUGUUGCGCUAGUGUUCAAUUUUUUCCAAUUAAUAAUGGCUUCUAACUACUCACACAGGGAAACUCAUUGACGAGUCAAAGCGUUAACUAUUUGGAAUGAACGGAUAUUACUUUGCCUGCGUACAGCCGCCCUUUUCCGAAUUUGUUUGAGGGCAGGGGCGGCUUUACUUAGGCUAUAGUAACAUGUUGUUCUUGCUCAUUUGCUUUAGGGAACUUAAACAAAGACGUUUUUGAGCAACGCACAUUAGGCUGAUUUAGCAAGAGAACGGGAAGUUGACGACUGCGCACGCAAAUCAAACAACUGGCUUGGCCAAUGGCACAGAGGCAAAUUGGGCACCGGAAGUCGAGUUUAGUCCUUACCGCGCGCUUUCCCGUUGUCAAGUGACGUUCCCGUUCUGUUGCUGAAUCAGCCUAUUGACCAGAAGUGAUGCCUUUUCCAUGUUAAUAUGCCUUGACUCUACCCAAUUUUUAUUGCUAAGUGUCUUUACUCUUAAAGACACGAUUUGCCCUAAAAUUUUGGCAAAACCACUGCCCAAGAAUGCCAAAAGUCCACUUCCGGUUGAUGUGCGUCGCUCGAAAACGUCUUUGCCUCAUCUCUCUGUUAGGUUCGGCGCAUGUGAAGUUUGACGUCUGACUGUGGCCUAACAUUUCAUUUUAGAAUCGUGGAUUUCUUUUCAAGUUGAAGGCACUAUUUCCAAUCCAUCAUCAUUUUGCGGAUUUUACGUUUUCUUUCGGGUCUUUUCCUUCGAUAUUUUGUCCGUUAUUUCAGAAACGUGUAAUUUACGUGAAAAUAACUUAACAAAAAUAAAUCUCUUUUUUAUGUAUGCAUUGGACUCGAGUUGUUGUCGUUCGCAUUUUUAUGCGUAAAGACGUCUUGUUUUCAGAUAGUUGACGAUGUUGUCGAUGUUGACAUGUCAAAUGCACAAACAAUGCCUAAAUGUUUCAGUUAAAGAAGAACAACUUUAUAUACUCCGAGAUUAAAUAGAUAAUGUUGUAAUUAGUUUACGGGGGGCUCAACAAACUUUUCACCAGGACCUUCUCUUGUUUUUAUCUUACUAUUAAAGUUCCCUCAAAAUUCCUGUCCUUAGAGCCGCAAAUUACUUUUAUUUUGGCUCAUUGUACGCUGUUGAUCAUAGCUCAUGAUAAACCUCAUUGUAGAUCACUGCAUCUCCACUCUGCGUUAAAAUGUUAACAUGUUCGAAAUCGAUUAAAAACUAUCUAAAAUGUAAUUUUUUAAAUAUCCCAUACUGAAAUAGUAACUUUUCUCUAUGUCGUUCAUCUGUUUCUUACUCACAGCCUCGUGCAUCCUUAGUGCCGAUAUGAGGAUUUCGGGAAAACUUCAUCAUCUUCAUUCUAUAUGUUUUAAUUGUACAUGUUGCGAACAGGAAAGUGAAUAUUAACUUUCCCCUCUUUAGUGAAUCAAGAAAGGUUUGCCACGGGCAUCCCUUAAAUUUGCCUUAGGAUAACGGCGUUUCAAUUGCUAACCUUUCGUCAAAGCGGAGCGCUUGUGAAACGUCAACCAAUAAAUCUCUUCACGGUGGUAAAAAAAAAAUUCUGUGUUGAGCCCUCUCUCCCCACUCUACUCCACAGAGGCUCCCGCUAGGUAUCCCAAUUAACAUAGCAAGAAAAACAGCAAUAAACAUAAGCACGCGGGGAAGAUGGGAAGAGGGAAAAAGCCUCUCAGACCAGUAACAGGUUGUUUCGCCAACGUGCCGUUCGUAAACGUCUUACACCAUCGUUCCGCUAAGAAGGGAAACGAGCGCUGCGUAUAUCGCGCAUAUAUACUCGGCUUCGUUCUCUCAGCCAUGAUACAAAAAAGCGAUACACAUGUAUAUACCUUGUUCUUUUAAACAUUGAUCAGGCGAAAGUAGUUCUCGAAACUGACCCAACACGUAGCGAAACGACUUCAGAAGUAAACCCUCGUGCCUCUCAAUUCUCUUCUCUUUGUCUCCCUCGCGUUUUGUUUGUUGCCGUCUCACCAUCCUCCUCUCCGGAGGAGCCGGAGGUGAAUAAACAUAUGUUUAACCCCCAAGCAACGCAGCACCAUACCAUUUACUAAAGUUGAGAAAAAACUGACACGUGAUUGGAGGAAAGAACGAAAGUCACCUAACUGCAAGCAGAAAAUCACUGUAACGUAACUGCAGCAAUAAAGAAGAGGGGAGUAUCAAACCUUUUAUAUAAGAGGUAGGGAUGUUACAACAUGAGGCAUCAUUAAAUAAACAUUGAAGAGUUUAAUUUCUUUUAUUGGUGGAAAAAAAUAUGGAGAAGGGCUCAAUUAAUUCACCUGGUCGUUUUCGGACUUUUCGGAUAAUAGUCUGAUAACUUCUCCGAUUAACAGGACUCUGAUUGUGGGGCGCGAAAUGUGUUUUAGCGAGCAAUGGACCGAGUAAAUCGCGUACUAAAGUUCCCAAUGCUUCACUUUUUCAAUUGCUUCUGCCGAAGCUGCUGUUUCCACUUUCUUCUUGUCUGAAAGAGGAAUCUUUUUUCCAGACACGAAGCCUAUCCUACAGACAAACUAAUCUCUGAAUACAAUUUCAGAAACAAGAUACGUCUAGGUCUCGUAAUAUAAGAUGGGGCGGUGAGGGGUGGUAAACGAAGUAACUUUAUCGCCCAAGUACAGGUCCCGCUGGCCUUAGGGCUCCCCCGGACCCCUCCCCUAGAUCCGAAACUACGGAGCCUUUAAUCUCAAAAGCUCCCUGGUUUCGGAUCUUAAAAGUAACAAUUACGGCGAUGGCUACGAAAACGUCACUUAAAAAGGGAAUUCGAGCUGCUUCCAAAUUAAUCGCGCCCCUCCAUCUCGUUCAUUUCGUCAAAUGUUGGCAAAUUUUUCUGGAGUUGAAUUCUAAAGGACCGUAGAAGUUCAAGAAAACUGUGAAAAUUAAGUCAUUGUCUUGAGUUCACGUCCCUCAUAAAACGGGCAGUUUCACGUCUUAAGGUGAUGUCACACGAGACGAUUUAUAUUCGCAAAGACAAUUUUUAGCGCAACACAGCAUUGCAAAAUUAAUCGACAUUGUUCCGACAUUGUUUUGAAUGGUGACAACAUUAUUCCAACAUUACAACAUUUUGUUGCGCUAAAAAUCGUCUGCUACAUAGGCUAUUUAUCAGGGUGGAUAAAUUAAGAUAAAUUUACACAGCGCGCUGUGCGCGCAGGAAAAAAAGAGCAUUUACACCACGCCAUCAUGCUUUCGUGACGUCUUGUGGAAUCGCGUGACUUCUAAAGCGCAACUUACUAACAUUUGUACUAAAGCGGGCGUUGUCUUAAGGCAUAGAAAGAAAUAAUUUGCUACCGAUUAGACACUGAACGUAUCGUUGUCCACAAGUGUCACUGCGCAGAGUGAUCAUGGCUGUUCAAACUAACUGGCAAGUAACAAGAUCCACCGUCAGAGAGAGAACCAAAUUUAUGUUCAAUAAUGAACACUUGAGCGAUGUGAAGUUUAGUGUUCGAGGAAGCGACGGCGAAAGUGAAACUGAUCGUUUGAUCACUGCUCACAAGUUUGUGCUUUCCAUUGGCAGUCCUGUGUUUGAAGCCAUGUUUUACGGUGAGCUAGCGGAGACUAAAGACACUAUUCAACUGCCUGACUGUGAUUACGAGAGUUUGUUGGAGUUGUUCCGUUAUCUGUACAGCGAUGAAGUAAACUUAAGCGGAAGUAAUGUACUGGGAGUACUCUAUUUGGCCAAGAAGUACAUGGUUCCUUCCCUUGCUGAAAAAUGCAAGGAUUAUCUGCAAGAUAAAUUGGAUCCUUCGAACGUGUUCACCAUCUUACCAACUGCCCAGAAAUAUGAAGAGAAGAACCUGGUUGAUCGAUGUUGGAAAGUAAUCGAAAGGCAGACGGAACAGGCUUUGAAAUCAGAUGGAUUUGAGACGAUUGAAAAGACCUUGCUUGAAGCUUUGGUCCAACGAGAAACGCUGCAGAUCAGAGAACCCGAGCUGUUUAAAGCUUGUGAUCAGUGGGCCAUCAAUCAAUGCAGAAAGCAGGGCUUAGCAACUGACGGUGAACAGAAAAGAAGAGUUCUUGGAGAGAAAAUUAUUAAAGCAAUACGCUAUGCAGCGAUGAAGCAAGAGGAGUUUGCUGAUGUCGUUCUUGAUGCAAAAAUUCUCACUCCGGAUGAAAUUGUCACCUUUUUUAAGUUUUUUAGUUCACAAGAAAUCUCUCUGCCUUUAGGGUUCUCGGAGACUCGAAGACGCUCAUGUCUUCACCGUUGUGGAAGGUUUACCCUGAUGCAAAGAAGUUCUUGGGAUUGUGACGGAUUAAAUAGGGAUGUUAUUGAAUUUAAAGUGGACAAAGACAUAAUUGUACACGGACUGCGGUUAUUUGGCAGUGAGAGCAACUUAUACAACUUAGGUACAUUAGAGUUAUACCGAGGCAACCCAUUUUCAGUGCUUAUAUCAUCGGCACGUUUGGUGAAAUUGGAAAGUUCAAAAUAUCCUUCAAAGCUAUUAGAAUCAGGCCAAAAUUUUAGCUAUCAUGGAUUUGAAGUUCUGUUCAACUCUAAACCGUCCUUGAAAAAGAACACUCUGUACCAUAUUAGGGUCUUAAUUUCUGGAGCGAAAUCUGGAAAGGGAUGUAAAGGCUUAAAAAUUGUAACAGUAGCUGGCGUGACAUUUACAUUUUCAACUCCACCCAACUAUGCCCUGGGGGACAGAAGUAGUGUGGAGCAUGGCCAGUUUGCUGAAUUCUUGUUUUCUCUUCCCAACUGA
Porites lobata is the source of this 14325-nucleotide messenger RNA. Lineage: Eukaryota; Metazoa; Cnidaria; Anthozoa; Scleractinia; Poritidae. The record is from the annotation of a GenBank genome assembly.